ACACCUAAAUUAGAUGAUUAAUUAACUGACUACAGAUCUAUUCUACUUUGGAAAAGCUUAAAUUUGAUGGGGAUUCUUUGGCCUCUGAAAUUGAAAAUACAUUGAGAAUCAUUGUGAGUUUUCGCGUUAAGUAUUAGUUUACUGUACUAGAAGUAGGUUCUGGGGACUAUUUACUUUCGACUUACUUGAUAUCUUCUUCUAAUAUAUGUUUUAUGUAAAUUAUUAGGUUGCUGGAGGAGAUGGCACUGCAAGCUGGCUCCUUGGAGUAAUUUCUGAUCUUAAACUACCUACGCCACCUCCCGUUGCUACCGUACCUUUGGGAACUGGAAACAACCUCCCAUUUUCUUUUGGCUGGGUAGGAUAAUUCUUACCAGUUACUUGACUCAUUUAAUUAGUCCUAUCAAACAGUUUUGUCUUUAAUUUUGUGGAUUGAUUUCUUCCUUCCUUGUCUAUUUUCCUGCCAUGAUGUAAUCAAUCCUGUAUCUCACCUACUACCACUGCCCAUAGGGAAAAUCUUUCAAUGGCAUUUCAAGGAAAAUGUCAUUUUUCAUUAUCUGUCCAUCAUCCCCAAUUAAUGUUAGUAAUGUAAUUCUAUUAGGAUGAUCUUGAUGGAGUGGGGACAUUUUUAAUCCUAUGCUGCUAAUUUUUAUUCCUAAAUAUUAUUUUCCGUAUUUCCGAUCUGCCAAUUCUUUCCAUGAAUCUUUUUGCCCCACAAGUGUACAGGUAAUGUCUAGAAGUUUCUCCGCUUGACAAGUGAUCACCUCCAGCUGUCUCAAUCUAGAAAUGGCGUUUCAUAGUUAAUGUAGUGUAGGUACUGGAAGAAUCAGUUUAACUCAGACUUAGAAUCUCAUGCCUUGCAUUUGGUUAAUUUGUAGGGAAAGAAAAAUCCUGGCACAGAUCGUCAAUCUGUGUUGUCAUUCUUGGAGCAAGUAAAGGCUGCUAAGGAAAUGAAAGUUGACAGUUGGCAUAUGAUAAUGCGUAUGAAGGUUCCCAAAGAAGGUUCUUGUGAUCCCAUUCCACCUCUUGAACUACCCCAUUCCCUUCAUUCAUUUCAUCGCGUCUCUCAAUUUGAUGAAUUGAACAUGGUAAGAUUUCAUUUCCCAGUAAGUAGUUAAGAGUAGCAUUUUUUUUUUUUAAUUUUUUAUCCCCUUUCUUUCUUUCUUUCUUUCUUUUUCUUUUUUAUAAAAUUUUGUUAUUCAAAUGAAAUGAGAUUGCUUGUUAGUUGUUACACGUAGCCUUGAUUUAUAUUUUGGAAAUGAACCUGUGGCAGUCUUCUCUUGAAACAAGAAGGCAUAUCAUGAGCAGUGAGGGUAUGCUGCUCUUUGUCAAGAAUUUCAGCAUUCC
Rubroshorea leprosula is the source of this 1344-nucleotide messenger RNA. NCBI's taxonomy places the organism in Eukaryota, Viridiplantae, Streptophyta, Magnoliopsida, Malvales, Dipterocarpaceae. The record is from the annotation of a GenBank genome assembly.